Molecule: messenger RNA, 2444 nt
Organism: Apus apus (common swift)
Lineage: Eukaryota; Metazoa; Chordata; Aves; Apodiformes; Apodidae
Gene: TBC1D10A
Product: TBC1 domain family member 10A
Exons: 9
Coding region: 58-1494 (478 amino acids)
Source: RefSeq, a predicted model, not a curated record
UCCGCCGCCGUGUCCGCGGCAUGGAGGAGCGGCCGCCGCGCCGCUGACCGCGCCGCCAUGGCCAAGAGCCGCGGGGGCGCCGGGCCCGGCUCGCCCGGCGGCCACCACAGCCUGGCCGGCACCCGCGAGAGCCUGGCCGAGGCCCCCGCCGACGAGCUCAGCUCCCUCGGCUCCGACUCCGAGGUGAACGGCGGCGGCCCCGAAGAGCGGCGCGUCGACAAGUUCGGCUUCAUCGUGGGCAGCCGCAGCGCCGAGGGGCCGCUGGAGGAGGUGCCCUUGGAGGUGCUGCGGCAGCGGGAGUCCAAGUGGCUGGACAUGCUUAACAACUGGGACAAGUGGAUGGCCAAAAAACACAAGAAGAUCCGGCUGCGGUGCCAGAAGGGGAUCCCGCCCUCGCUGCGGGGCCGUGCCUGGCAGUACCUCUCGGGGAGCAAGGUCAAACUGGAGCAGAACAUGGGCAAGUUUGAUGAGCUGGAUGUCCUGCCGGGGGAGCCCAAGUGGCUGGACGUGAUCGAGCGGGAUCUCCAUCGGCAGUUCCCCUUCCACGAGAUGUUUGUCUCGCGCGGAGGCCACGGGCAGCAGGACCUGUUUCGGGUGCUGAAGGCGUACACGCUGUACCGCCCCGAGGAGGGGUACUGCCAGGCCCAGGCCCCCAUCGCCGCCGUGCUGCUCAUGCACAUGCCAGCUGAGCAAGCCUUCUGGUGCCUGGUGCAGAUCUGUGAGAAGUACCUGCCUGGCUACUACAGUGAGAAGCUGGAGGCCAUCCAGCUGGAUGGGCAGAUCCUCUUCUCACUGCUGCACAAGGUCUCACCUGUGGCCUACAAGCACCUGAGCAAGCAGAAGAUCGACCCCAUCCUCUACAUGACAGAGUGGUUCAUGUGCGCUUUCUCCCGCACCCUGCCCUGGAGCUCCGUCCUGCGCGUCUGGGACAUGUUCUUCUGCGAAGGGGUGAAGAUCAUCUUCCGGGUGGGCCUGGUGCUGCUCAAACACACCCUGGGCUCCUCGGACAAGCUCAAGUCCUGCCAGGGCCAGUAUGAGACCAUGGAGAGGCUGAGGGCCCUCAGCCCCAAGAUCAUGCAGGAGACCUUCUUGGUGCAGGAGGUCAUCGAGCUGCCGGUGACAGAGCGUCAGAUCGAGCGGGAGCACCUGAUCCAGCUGAAGAAGUGGCGGGAGACGCACGGGGAGCUGCAGUGCAAGUCCCCCCCGCGCCUGCACGGCGCCAAGGCCAUCAGCGAGGCCGAGCCCCCCACCCGCAAGGCGCUGGAACCCACCCCCUCCAUCAUCGUCUCCCCGGGGCCCGCCCCCGUGCCCAAGGCCCGCAAGAGCAAGGAGAAGAGCCGAGAAAAGAGCCCGGCCAGCCCCGCCAACGGCCCUGGAGCUGAGGGCAAUGGGGCACCCGGCUCGACCCGGGAGCUGCUGCACCCCCAGGUCUCCCCCCACCACCAGUCCAAGGAGAGCCUGACCUCCCGGGAGAGCGAGGACACGUACUUGUAGGGUCCGCACCCCGGGCAGCCGGGCUCAGCUGGGCUGAGGACACCGCCGGGGGCUGCGGGGACCCCCCGUGCCCGGCGCCGGGGGCUCUGAGCUGGAGGGCUGGGGACGGGCUGGCCGGCGUGGCUCCCCGGGGCCGCCGGGGUCCCCGUGCGCAGGGACCGGGCUCGAAGGCAGGGGACAUCCGCGGGAGCGUGGCCAGGUGCGGUGACCAAAGGGGCCACCUCGGGGCUUGCGCCGGGUGCCCACCCCGGCUGGGUGCUGGCACCACGAGCGGUGGGAGCCCUGGCGGGAGUGGCUGAGCCACCCACCCUCCCUCCCCACGCCUUUUUGGGGGGGGGGGGGGCUGCAGUGCCCCAUGGGCCUUCUCCCUGCCCCAGAGCCCCUUGACCUGUGUCCCCAGGGUCCCUCCCCCGGCCCCCUCUCCCAGGCAGCCCCAGCCCCCGGUUCCUGAGCACUUAUGCCUGGUGCAGGGGGACUGAGGAGCAGGGGAGCCCCCCCCCUCCCCCCCAUCCCCAUCCUCUUUAUCUAGUGAGGAUAUAUCGAGCUGUAGCCCUUCUGUAGUACCCGAUUUACCUACUCAUUGAGCCUAUUUAUUAUUCCUCCGUGGCAGUAACCGUCGCAGGACAGGGACCGAGGUUGGGAGCUGCAGGCAGGAUGCGCCGGAGGCAGCAGGAUUUGAUGCCAGACCACGACCGCGGGGAUAAGCCCCCACCCCCUCCCACUACACUCCAUCCCUGGGCUCCUCACGGCUGGGGGGGGGGAAGUGUUCACCCUGCCGGGGUGACCCCCGGGCCCCAGUGGAGGUGGACGAGCGGCUGGGUGCUCCCCAGUGAUGGGGUCCCCUCUCUUCCCCUCCUGCCCUCCCCGAGGGCUGGAGGUGGCUUUGUAAAAUAAAGCGGGGAAAAACGGUUUUGUACAAAGGGGUAAAUAAAGCAGGAUUGUGUAAAGGC